AUGCCACUAGAGCCUCCUGUAGAUGACGAGGAGUACGCCUCCUCCGAGGAUUCGGAUUUCGCGCCCGACGACGCGCAGGAGCGCGCUUCUUCUGCUGGAUCCGACGAUGAAGCGGGCGAUGCGACGGACGCACAGGCUCCCGGCAAGAGGAAGAGAGGCGCUGGCGAUGCGGAGGCGGAAGACGCCGGCUUUGAAAACUCUGGAGACGAAGCAAUCAUUGAGAAAGCCAAGAAGCGGCGCAAGAGGGGCAAGCAUGCCGAAGGCGGCAAUGCCGACGAGGAGGGCGGCGAGGGCGGCUUGAUCAAGACGCGAAGCCAGCGCGCUCAAGAAAAGGCGGAGCGGAAGGCGGCGGUCGCUACUGGACCCGUUACGAUCGAUGUUGACGCUGUGUGGGCGCAGAUGCUGGCUGGUAAUGCGGCCAAGACUUCACCAGACCAGCCUCCACAGGAUGCACACGGCCAAGCUGCGGGAUCAAAGGCCGGACAAGCUCCGGGAGCAGACGCGGAGAGCGGAGCCGCGAAGAUAGACGCGGCAGAACCCUCAGAGAUGGUCAAGAUCAAGCGAACCUACAACUUCGCCGGCAAAGUCCACACCGAGGAGAAGCUCGUUCCACGAGACUCGGCAGAGGCCAAGCUAUACCUGGAAUCACAAGGCGAAAAUGGGACUCCUGACGAGAGCGAGGAUCCCACGCGGCGCCUACCGCGAAGAGCAUUCCGGUCCGUCUUUGAGCCCGUCAUUGACAGCCAGCUACUGCAAAGAUCGGAUCUGAACCUGGGUAUGAUGAUGAGGCUCCAGGCGCGAGAACAGGCCAAAGACGCCAAGAAGCUCAACGUGGUCGAGAAGAGCAGAAUGGACUGGGCUGGAUAUGUGGACAAAGAGGGCAUCAAGGACGAGCUGGCGCUGGCCGGCAAGUCCAAGGGCGCGUACUCUGAGCGGCAGCAGUUCCUGGCGCGGAGUGAAGCGAUCAGGGAGGAGGAGGCUCGGAGAGCCAGGUUGGCUGGCAAAGCCUAG
Messenger RNA from Thyridium curvatum, 1011 nucleotides. RefSeq lists its product as uncharacterized. The coding region runs from base 1 to 1011 and encodes 336 amino acids. The record is from RefSeq and is a predicted model, not a curated record. The transcript has 2 exons. NCBI's taxonomy places the organism in Eukaryota, Fungi, Ascomycota, Sordariomycetes, Thyridiales, Thyridiaceae.